Molecule: messenger RNA, 1137 nt
Organism: Malania oleifera
Lineage: Eukaryota; Viridiplantae; Streptophyta; Magnoliopsida; Santalales; Ximeniaceae
Product: probable inactive leucine-rich repeat receptor kinase XIAO
Exons: 1
Coding region: 1-1137 (378 amino acids)
Molecular function (GO): protein binding
Source: RefSeq, a predicted model, not a curated record
AUGGCCAAUCUCCUCUACAUCUUAAUCCUCUUCCUGCUCACCACCGUCCAAAAAGUGCAGUCCCGUACUGCGCCCUUAGACUUCAAAGCCCUCAAAGACAUCCGAGACGCCAUAAAAAACAUCCGUCCUGGCUCCUGCGUGGCCUCCUGGAACUUCUCUCGCAAUGCUCCCGACCCCUGCACUGUCCCUCGCCGCACCUACUUCACCUGCGGCGUCGAGUGCGACCCGACCGCCACCCGAGUCAUCCAACUCAACCUCAGGUCGCAGAGUUACUCCGGCAGCCUCUCCCCAUCCGUCACCAACCUCACCCGUCUCCAGGUCCUCGACCUCUCCGACAAUUCCUUCAGCGGUUCCAUCCCCUCUCUCUCCCUUCUCUCUAACCUCCAAAGCCUGUCCUUGGGAUCCAACUCCUUCUCUGGUUCAUUUCCUUCCUCCAUAACCAAACUCAGUUCCCUCCAAGAAUUAGACAUUUCGCGGAACAAACUCAGUGGGUCUCUCCCCGAUGACUUGACUUCUCUAAGUAGUUUGACCUUGCUCGAUCUUAGCGACAACAAACUGAGAGGGUCUUUGCCUAGACUUCCCCAUAGCUUAAGACAGCUUGCCCUGAGGGCCAAUAGCCUAAAUGGGGAUCUCUCGAAAUCGUCCUUACGCAACUUAACCCGGUUGGAGACGGUCGACCUCGCUGCAAACUCCUUUUCUAAAACACUGCCAAGCUGGUUCUUCCUCCUCGCUUCUCUGGAACAAGUCAAUUUAACGCAAAAUGGACUCGAAGGCGUCCAGAUCGGAAACCAAACCGGCAGGUUCAGCAAACUCGUCGCUAUCGAUCUGGCGUUCAACAAAAUCAAGGGGAACAUAUCCCCAAAUUUUAGCACCUUUCCCCAGUUGGCGUCUCUGUCCCUUCGACAGAACCUGUUGGACGGCCCAAUCCCGACGCAGCUGGGCGAAAUGAAAAAACUCCAGAGGCUGUAUUUGGACGGGAACUUCUUGACCGGGAUUCCGCCUGUCAAACUCUUUUCGAAGUUGACUACUGGCAGUUUCGGAGAUAAUUGCCUGCAGAAAUGUCCGCGAACCUCAUUUCUGUGUUCUGCUCCACAAAAGCCCGCUUCGAAAUGCCUUAAACAACAUGCAGAAUGGUAG